This is a messenger RNA of Dentiscutata heterogama, 312 nucleotides long. Lineage: Eukaryota; Fungi; Glomeromycota; Glomeromycetes; Diversisporales; Gigasporaceae. The record is from the annotation of a GenBank genome assembly.
UUAAUGACCUUCAAGAUUUUACGAGUUUGUGGACAAUGGUUCCAUCACAACAGGUUGUGGUUGCUUCAAACACUUCAAAUUUACCUCAUUUAACUUUUCCAAAUGUUAAUGAAUUAUCGGCGCCUACAUUUCGUGAAGAAAUCAUUGAUCCUUCAAUGAUGCUCUUUAAUGACAAUUCAUUUUUCGAUCAAACGGUUUUUAUCAACGCCAAAUCUAAUAAUAAUAAUCCCAACACUGGUGUUGGUAACAAUCAUUUUGAUAAUAAUAAUCCAAUCGAUGAAAUACUUGCAAGAAUGGAAUUCGAAAGUUAUG